Molecule: messenger RNA, 1625 nt
Organism: Suillus subalutaceus
Lineage: Eukaryota; Fungi; Basidiomycota; Agaricomycetes; Boletales; Suillaceae
Exons: 12
Coding region: 136-1602 (488 amino acids)
Biological process (GO): peptidyl-threonine phosphorylation
Cellular component (GO): cytoplasm
Molecular function (GO): protein serine/threonine kinase activity
Source: RefSeq, a predicted model, not a curated record
AGCUCAUGGCGACACACUUAGCUAACACAGCUUCAGAGUGUCGAUGGCAUUUAAAGGUGCCCGAGACUUACUCAACAGUUGAGCGCUGAGCUUGUUCAUAUUCCUUGUUGGAUUCUGUCUACUGCACCUUAUACAAUGACCUACCAAACCAAACCUACUUCCAAUGGGGUGUAUCGCAUCAAAGUUCUCAACCAGGAUCUUGUCAUCGAAAGCGCCCCUGGUUAUAAUCCAGGGUUGAAGCUUGCUUCACCUUCUCCGACUAGCAACAAGCAAAAGUGGACCCUUACCCAAUUGUCGGGGCAAAGCAACGUCUGGACGAUGGUCAGUGUCGAGGAUGGGUAUGGUAUAACCUACAAGAAGACUGCAGACACCUAUUGGGGUUAUGGAUACCCUUAUCCUCAGAAUGUUCCCUCCUUGAACUGGUCUAUAUUGGAACGAACCAGUGAUGGCCAAACCUUCUCAAAGAUAAAGCUAAGCGGCGAGUCGAACUGCUUCGACUCCUGCGACCCAGGAUCAGAUGCCGUCCACUUUUACUAUGACCAUGCUCAUGUCUACGAUGGUCCCAAACAAUGCUUCGUUUUUGAGUUAGUCCCAAAUGUCAAGCCUUCUGCGCCCCUUGACAUCAUGUUCCUCCAAGACGCUACAGGGAGUCAACAGCAGUAUAUUGACACUGCGCGUAACGGGAUCACCCAGAUUUGCAAUACACUUCUAUCUGGGGGAAACUUCGCUCCGGGAGAUCUCAGAUUUGGCCUUAUUGCAUUCCGCGAUCAUCCUCCUCAAGAUCUGAGCUUCAUCAUCCAGGAAUACCCUUUCACGACCGAUUUUGGAAGUGUCGCAGCGAAUUUAGGCGGCUUAACAGCGACGGGCGGUGGUGAUGGACCUGAAUCUCAAAGUGAUGCUUUGUCCGCUGCCUACAAGGCUGACUGGAAGGACGAAGCGACAAAGGUCGUGGUGCUGAUUACCGAUUCACCCCCGCAUGGAAUUGGAGAGGAUGGAGACGCCUUUCCCAAAGGGUGUCCACUUCAAAUUGACCCGCUCCGUGUUGCGACGAGGAUGGGAAGAGCUGGUAUCACUCUGUACGUGAUUGCGUGCGAACCUACCCUGAGCCAGUAUUACAAGAGAGCGCGUGAUUUCUAUCAAGGAUUGGUUAAGAAAACCGGAGGGAAAGUGCUCAACCUCGGCGAUGUCAGCGUGCUGCCCACUCUCAUCGCUGGUUCCGCUUUAGAAGCAGUCAACAGCGAGAUUUACGUUGCCGAGUAUCAGGCUGAAGUUCGCAGCAUGGCGACCGAUCAGAAAAUGAGCGCGAGCGAAAUUUCUCAGAGGCUACACAAGAACUUCGUGGCGGCAGGCAUCCAACACAACACUCUCGUUGUCGAUAAUAUGUACGAACAGCGUACGCAAGGAGAUCAGAAUGCCGACAUAUGGUUUAAUGCUGAGAAUCUCGACGAGGCAAAGAACAAUAUUCAGGAGGUUGAAGGCAAUCGUAUUCUCGAAAAGUACCAGACCCCUGGGGUAGAACAAUCAGCUGCUGUAGUGGCGCAGCCGAUCAGCUUGGCUCAGGUCGAGACCGUCGUUCAGAAGUGUCUUAUGAGAGAAUCGUGAAUUUAAAGACCAAGUUGUUCUCG